Euleptes europaea (tarantolino) is the source of this 6837-nucleotide messenger RNA. RefSeq names its product kinetochore scaffold 1 (gene KNL1). Gene Ontology annotation, biological process: protein localization to kinetochore; attachment of spindle microtubules to kinetochore; cell division. The transcript is spliced from 25 exons. Gene Ontology annotation, cellular component: nucleus. Bases 1 to 6837 code for a protein of 2278 amino acids. The record is from RefSeq and is a predicted model, not a curated record. NCBI's taxonomy places the organism in Eukaryota, Metazoa, Chordata, Lepidosauria, Squamata, Sphaerodactylidae.
AUGGACAGAAUUUAUUCUGAAAUGAAUACAGAAGAUGACUACACAAUUAAAAGACGAGUUUCAUCAAUUUUAAAAGCCCCCCGAACACCUCUUCGUGAAAUAGGUAGUAGAAAUGAGUGCAUCCAGGGUUGCGAUAACGAGAAACGUCAGAGAAACUCCCGGCGUGUCAGCUUUGCAGAUACAAUAAGGGUUUUUCCAGCAGAUCUUCAAACAAAUGCGGAGUCAGAGGAAACUGUAGAAGCAAGGCACCAAGAAUCGCUUAAUCAAAAAGAAAAACCAGAGAUGGUGCAGUGUGAGAUCACUGGGAUGAACACUUUACUUCAUGCCCCAAUCCAGAAACCUUUGCAACAAGUGGAGUGCCAUGGUCAGGAAUGGAACAAAAUGAGUAGAACACUUCUCUUCUCUGAAGAAAAUGAAAUGGAUAUGACAGCUGGUCACACUGUAAUGAUUACACAUGAUAUUGGGAUCUUUGAAGAAACCGACAAGCCCAGAAAAAUAGAUUUCAAAUCAUUUUCAGCUGAAUUAAAACCAAAUAAGGAAAACUCUGAGGUGAAUGAGUUCAGUUUCCUCCGCGGGCCUGUAAAAGGGAAUGAGACUUCUCUAUCUCAACAGAAGACAAACGUUGGUAGCACACAGAAAAUUAAAUUUGAUGACUUUUUGAAAAGCUUGAAAUCAACUAAACUCUUUCCCACAACCGUUGCUGAAGUAUCUUUUCUGCCUUCAGAGGUCUCAGAAAGAAAACCGCACUCUUCAGAGGUGAAUGCAUCUUUCCAGUUGCAAGGGAAAAGCAACACUGCUAAAGUCUUUGGUGGACUUGAUAAUAAAACAGCUGUUACGCAGUAUUGCUUAUCUAAUGAGAGCAUUGCACCUCCUACUUGUCAUGCUUCAAAGCAGACAGGAUGUGGGGCGGUUGCUCUGCAUUGUAGAGAUGAAAGUAUGGACAUGACUAUUGCCAGUACAGAAAGAGUUAUCCCAGCUGGACCUGCCUCAUUUACUGUAGCAAAACAACAUCAGAACCUUGAAAGUGAUUAUUCAGUUUCUUAUGAUGGUUGCAAAUCAAAGCCUUCUAGUCACCAGCAACCAGCUAUGUGUAUUAAUAAAACAACUAUUUCUUCUAGCAUCUGUUCAGAUAUGGACAUUACUAGAAAUUGCACAGGUUUCAUUUGUGAUUCUAAUUCUAAGGAAAUGAGCGAACUUGUCCAUAGAACUUCUGAAAAACAGAACAAGACUGUCUCUAGGCUGAUGGAAAGAACUGUUUUGGGAGACUAUAAUAUGGACACUAUGGAAAAUCAAGCUUCUACAAAUGCUAAUAUGAAUGAUAUGCCUCAUUCCAUCCCCUACAAUGAAAUGGCGGCCUCAAAGCAAGAGGCUAUAUAUAGAAAUAAGGAGCUGCAAAGAUCCUCCCUUCUUGAGAGGAAAGAAGACACUCUGCUUGUAUCAUUACCAAGUGACAUGUCAGCUGUCUUCUCUGCAAAAGGUGUAGAUGUCAGUAGAAAUUAUGUUGCCUGGAGUGAAGGAAAGCAAGUAGAAUGUCAAUCUCUUCUGUCUGAUGACAAGGCAGCCUUUGCUGAGCUGAGUGGUAAAACAGCAGUAAACCAUAAAAGUAAUAGAAAAAGUUGCUGUUCAAACAAUGGUGUACCUCCAGUUCCCGCAGAUAAAACCAUUAUGUUCACAAUCAACGAAGACAUGGAACUAACUAAACCCACAGCAUACCUAAUAGAUAAAUCUCUGAAAACUGCUGGAUUUUACAAGAAGCCACAGAAAGAAACAAGAUCUGAUAACCAUAAUGUAAUUGGACCAACUAGUGACAAGACUGUUGUAUUUUCCCUUGAAGACAAUGAAAUGGAGAUUACCAAGAGCUGCACAGUGGCAGUAAACCAUAACUUUAUGCAGCAUUGUGAGAGAGAUCCUCACGUGUUGCCCUUGCAACCUGUUGAUAAGACUGUUGUUUACGCACCACACAAUGACAUGGAUAUGACUGAACCAAAUACAUGCAUAAUAGAUCAAUCUCUGGAAAAUGCUGAUGCCCAACCUGUGCACAAACUAGAUAAUGAGGCUGAUGGGAAAACUCCCACGAGGUCGACGAAGGACAAGACUGUUGUAUUUUCUCUUAGUGAUGAGAAUGAAAUGGAAAUUACUAGGAGCCAUACAGUGGCACUAAACUAUGGGGAUGCCCCCCAAAGUGGCAAAAUCUCCAUUGCAACAUAUGUGCCUCCAGAUAAAACUGUAAUGUUUACAUUUAGUGAGGAUAUGGAGAUGACUAGACCUGUUGCAGGGGCAAUGGAUAAAUCUCUGAAAAGUGUGACUGGUUCUCUUGCUGGAAAGACAAGGCUCACUGGGGUAGCUAGUGACAAGACUGUUGUAUUUUCCCUCGGUGAAGAUAAUGAAAUGGAGAUUACAAAGAGCUGUACAGUGGCAGUAAACCAUAACUUUAUGCAGCAUUGUGAGAGAGACCCUCAAGUAUUGCCCUUAAAGCCUGUUGAUAAGACUGUUUAUGCCUCACAUGAAAUGGACAGGACUAAGCCACCUGCAAGUAUGAUAGGUCAGUCAUUGGAUAAUGCCAGUGCCCAAGCUGUGCACAAACUAGAUAAUGAGGCUGAUGGAAGAACUCUCAUUGGAUCAACCGGAGACAAGACUGUUAUAUUCUCUCUUAGUGAAGAUGGUAAAAUAGAAAUUACCAGUAGUCAUACAGUGGUAGUUAAUCAUGAUACUAUCCAACAAAUGGAGGGAACUCCUCAAGCACCCUCCGCAUUUCCUGCACAGAGAUCUUACGUAGUGGUACAUAACAGUAACAUGGCAGUAAAUAAAUCUACAAGUUAUACUCCUGCAGACAAAAUAAAGAUGCUUAUUCACAACAAUGACAUGGAAGUAACUAAACCUAUAGAAUGUGUAACAGAUUCAUUGCAGAAAAGUAAUGAAAAAGAAACUGAUAAGGUAACCCUACCAGGAUUUGUCGAGGAAGAGACAGUUACAUUUUUAUGCGAAGACAAUGAGAUGGAGAUUACUAAGAGCCAUACAGUUGCAGUAAACCAUGAUGUCCAGCAAAUGGAGGUUGCACCCCAAGAGCUGUCCUUGAUUCCUACAGAGAAAACCAAGCUUUCUGGACAUAAUGGUAACAUGGCCACAAGUUUUGUUCCUGCAGAUAAAACUUUGAUGUGGAUGCACAGUAAUGACAUGGAAAUAACGGAAUCCUUAACAGAUAAAUCACUGAAAAAUACCAGUUCCAAUGCUUUGCCACCAAAGGAGAAGGAAAGUCACCAGGCAAUGUUAUCUGGGCCAGUUAAAGGCAAUGCUACGAUUGUUAAGCUGCAUGAUAAUGAAACGGAGGAGGUUACUAAGUGUCUCACAGCUGAAGCGAACCCUGAUGUUUUUGCUCAGUGUGAAAGAAGACCCCCAGUGCCAUUUUGUCAGGAUAGUUUAGACAUUAGAGGAUCUCAUAACGAAAGGAAAAGUAUGCAUGCGAUCAUAGUGAAAUUGGGAAAGGAAUCGAAAUGGAAAGCAUCCUCAAACCAAAUGUUGGCAUUAGCUACUGGUGAUAAUAUGGAGAGUGCUAAAAGGCAUACAGUGCCGAUGAAUAACCAAACAGUUCAGCAUCGUCAAUCAGUUAGCAAACCUGGGCUCCUAAUUCCUCCCAGUAAAAGUAGUGUGUUCACAUGUUACCAGGAUGGCAAAGAAAUCACUAAGUUUUCUCCUAAUGCUACUGCUGAUCCAUGCUUGUUGGAGAAACAAGCACCAAAUAAAAACACAAAGCAGGACUUUGGUAAUAUGUCGUUCUUUACCAGUCAUAGAAUAGCACAAGAUAUAGACAUUACUAGAAAUCACACAGUUAAUAUUUAUGGUCCCAGUUGUUAUGUACCUAAUCCUGAAAAACCAAUACUAAACUCGGCCACAAAAUCAAGAGAAAAGACAAUUGCAUUUUCAGAUGGUGAGACCAUGGAGAUGACUAGAAAUCACACAAUUGGAAUUGAGUUUAUGAAUAUAAACGAUAGUAACAAAGAACUCAGCUCUUGUUCCCAGGCCAGAUCUCGCUCUGAACUUUCACUUUUGGUUGACCCAAAUGAAAAGGAAUUAGGCAUUACUAAAACUGACAAACAUAUGCUUGAAAAGCCAAUUUCAUCUUCUAAUAUGGAACUGUCUGUACCUGUAAAUAAUGUCAACAGACAGAAUUUGGUGAGAAUCCAAGAGAACCAACUAGAAUCCCAUACAUCUAGAAUUAAUAAUCUUUCAGCAGUUGCUGCAAAUUAUGUGCAUUGUAGUGAAGAAAAUGAGCGCAUGUUGCCAGCUGAAAUGCUAGUUCAACAUCUAGAGUUGCAUGGUGAAACUACUCUUAAUUUGAACACACAGAGAACGUGCAUGCUAGUUGCUGGAAGUGGAACUUCAAAAGAUUAUCCAGGAAAAUUAUUUCUAUCAAGACAUGAAAAUAACCCCACUGGAGUUAGAGAAGAUCUUCCAGGUGCUGACACAGCAACUGAGAUGGGCAGGGCUGUGCUGUGUGAACUAGGUCAUAUUACAAAAGAUCGGCAAACUAAUUUUGAUCCUCCCAUCAAUAACUUCUGCUCAGAGGAAGAUCUAGUCCUUCGGCCUAAACUACCUGGUAAUGAUUGUUCAAAGAUAAUUGACAUUGGGAAGAAGCCAGAGUUUGGCUUAACAUCUCAAAAUACUAGGCCCAGUCUUGGAGAAGAGCUAAUGAAGCCAAAAGAUCCUAUGAAGUUAACAGAAGGUAUUGGAAUAGAAUCCAGUAAUUCUGUUGUUUCCAUUGAACUGCAAAAUAAGUCUUUUACAGAGUGUGAUCCCUUCAGUGUACCCUUCAGUAGUACGCAAACGAACAACUGUCAAAUAAAAAAGUUACCCCUGGGUAUCUUUCCACCUAAACUGCCAAACAAACGAAAACUCAAUGUUUCUACUGUAGAAGACAUUGGUGAAAGAACAAAGCCUCAAGAUUCAGAAAAUUCUCUGCCCAUUAGGAAAUCCUCAGAUAGAAUUACACAAUAUUUGAGUCCAUCUCACUAUAUAAGUGAAGAAUUACUUCCUCCAUGUGUAGAGGAAAUGGAUUCUAGUGAGCUUCUAAAUUGUGAAUUACAGGAAAAGGGUUGUGAUGUGAUGGAUGAAAAAGAGAUCACUGAUGAAAGACAUCUAAAAGAAACUAAUAGGCAAAAAAGAGUUCGGAAUCAAGAGGGAGAAGAGCUUCAGAAAGAAAAGAAGCUCAGAGUUGAUGAGGGCUGGGGUGAUACUACAGAGCUGAAGCAGCCAUUUUCCAGUACUAUAGUAGUUAAUGAAGAAACUCUUGAAGGUAAAAACAACCAGGACAUGAUGGCUUCAAAUAUGGAAAGGACACACAGCAGUAAUGGCAGCUCUUUGGAUUCAAUGAAAGCUGAUUCAGAUCUCAGCAUUCAGCGAAAUGCUGAAAUGGAAGCUGAGCUUCUUAUGAACAGUACUUGUGAACAAAAUUUGCAGGAGAAACUGCAGGAUGGCGUUAUCACGGUUGGAGAAUUUUUUACACUUCUCCAAGUUCACAUUCUCAUACAGAAACCUCGCCAGAGCCUACUCCCACCCAAAUACACAGUCAAUGCCCCAGAAGAUUUGAUUCUCACAGAGUAUGUUUACCAUCCCAAGUUGCAGAUUUACAAUGAAGAUUGUCAAGCUCUCUCUAAGAUAAUAGAAGAACUCAAGUUGUGUGCUGAUAACAAAGAUAAACUUCUGGUGAAUGUGUAUAAAAGUAUGUGGGAAGUAAUGAGAACCUGCUCUGAUGUGGAGCUGAAAAAUUUUGGAGCAGAGCUGAACAAAAUGAAAUCUUGUUACACCAAGAAGAGUAAAGUACUGGCUCACAGAGGGAAAGCAAAAUUAUACCUGAAGCUGGUGCAGAAUGCACAGCUUCAGUGGGAGAAACUGCAAUCAAGACUAAAUGAAAUGGAUGAACUUUUCAAAGAAAUUGAUAACUGUCUUGUUGCUCUAGAAGCAGAAACUGCUAAACUUGAAGAGUCUGAGUUAGGGAUCAAUGACUCUGUGGCAGAGUAUGAGUCCAGAUUAAGACAGACUGAGCAAGAACUAGAAAACUACAAAGCUCAAGAGGAGGAACUUCAAAGAAAUCAGUCAAAUCUUAGAGGACAACAGCAACAGAGAAUUUCUGAAAUAAGCUGUCUCCAGGAAGAAGCCAAAAGUUGUCAGGAACUUAUGGAGAAAUACAACUUCUCUGAGUGGGUAAUGAAAGAAUGGAAUGAUCAGCAGGCAGUUUUCACCUUCCUUUGUGACUCUAUUAAACUCACUGUUGCACUUGAAUGCCCUGUGGAUGCUGCUGCUUUCACCGCCAAAAAGCUCUACAGGAAGAUAGUUGGUAUGAACUUUGAAUCAGUGUUGGAUGAAGGAAAAGCUCCAGCUUCUUCCAAACUAGUGCAAAGACUCAUUUUCCAGUUUAUUAAUGAUCAGAGUUCAUGGCAGGAGAAAUACUCAGAAGUGCACCACCUUCAUCAGUUGCUGCAUGACCUCUCCCUUGUGGUGAGUCGCUGUAAGCGCCUAGGAGAAGAGAUAGAGUUUCUGAACAGAUGGGGUGGGAAAUUUAAUCUUCUGAAGACAGCAGUGAAUGAUAGCAAAGUGAAACUACUAUUUUCCAGUUCUCUGGCUUUUGCAAAGUUUGAAGUUGAGCUGUCUCUUUCUGCCAGCUACCCUAUAUCUCCAAUGGCUUUCACUGUUCAAAACUACACAGGCAAUCUUGGCCAAGAAGAAAUUUCUGAGGUUUUGUCUAGCGUUCCAGUGGGGGCUGACUAUUUGAAGAGAAUGGUCAAUCAGAUUCAUCAUAGUUUACUCCAGAAUCCCUCAAGAAUUCACCAACAACGAAAAUAA